CAUGUGUGUGUGCUUGGAGCGCGAGCGCGAGCGCGCGCAUGUGACUGCAGCAGCACUUCCGCUCUGAGAGACACGCGCGUCCACGGACACAAAGAGAGAUCGGGAGCAUGUCGGAUGAGGACUCGCGUGCCAGCUCAUCCUCUUCAUCAUCCUCAUCGUCCUCCGGCCAUCAGCAGGACAAAGACACGCCCGGCAGAAAGAAAGAGAACCGAGUCAACAUGAGCAAGACCUCCAAACUCCUGUCCACCAGCGCUAAGAGGAUUCAGAAAGAGUUGGCUGACAUCAUGUUGGACCCUCCUCCAAACUGCAGUGCCGGGCCUAAAGGAGACAACAUCUAUGAGUGGAGAUCCACUAUUCUGGGUCCUCCGGGCUCAGUGUAUGAAGGAGGAGUUUUCUUCUUAGAUAUCGCAUUCACCCCAGAUUAUCCCUUCAAACCACCCAAGGUGACGUUUCGCACCAGAAUCUAUCACUGUAACAUCAACAGUCAGGGUGUGAUCUGUCUAGACAUCUUAAAAGAUAACUGGAGUCCAGCGCUCACCAUCUCAAAAGUCCUGCUGUCCAUCUGCUCGCUGCUCACAGACUGUAACCCUGCUGAUCCUCUGGUAGGAAGCAUCGCCACACAAUACACAACCAACAGACCAGAACACGACAGGAUAGCCAAACAGUGGACGAAACGUUACGCCACAUAAUUCACUGCAGCGCGUGGAGACGUCAGUCGGGUGGGAUGGGACGGGGAGGGCUAUAUAUACAGGGUGGAUUUUAUGGUGGAAUUAACGUUUUUGGUCUUUUAUUUUUAAACACUUUUGGUUGUUGUUGUUGUUGCUUUGGCUCAAGUAGCAUCAUUGUUUUGAAAGUGCUUUCUUUGUCUUCCUGUUGUAAAUUAAUUUUAGUUGAAGUGUCUUCAUUCUUGUCAAAUGAAAUCGCAGCAUGAGCCUACAGUAAGAUUCUUUCACUUGUUUUCCAUACCAAUAUUAAAGUUUUCAUUGGUGUA
Messenger RNA from Triplophysa dalaica, 991 nucleotides. It is a transcript of the gene ube2e1, whose product is annotated as ubiquitin-conjugating enzyme E2E 1. The record is from RefSeq and is a predicted model, not a curated record. Gene Ontology annotation, molecular function: ubiquitin conjugating enzyme activity. The transcript is spliced from 6 exons. Bases 108 to 689 code for a protein of 193 amino acids. Gene Ontology annotation, cellular component: nucleus. NCBI's taxonomy places the organism in Eukaryota, Metazoa, Chordata, Actinopteri, Cypriniformes, Nemacheilidae. Gene Ontology annotation, biological process: protein polyubiquitination.